Malaclemys terrapin pileata is the source of this 2311-nucleotide messenger RNA. RefSeq names its product deoxyribonuclease-1-like. Gene Ontology annotation, cellular component: nucleus. Gene Ontology annotation, biological process: DNA catabolic process. Gene Ontology annotation, molecular function: DNA nuclease activity. Lineage: Eukaryota; Metazoa; Chordata; Testudines; Emydidae. The transcript is spliced from 9 exons. The coding region runs from base 89 to 943 and encodes 284 amino acids. The record is from RefSeq and is a predicted model, not a curated record.
CUUGGCAAAGUCAGGACUUCACAAACUUUCAUAAAUAGGGGCCAGGGAACUUCUGCUUUCCGUGGGGCGUACGGAGCAACAUCAAAGGAUGGGGGCCAUGAGGCCAGCACUGGCCUUGCUGUCCCUGGCCUACGUGCUGCACACAGCCGCCACCCUGAGAAUCUGCGCUUUCAACAUCAGGACUUUUGGAGACAGCAAGCUGUCCAAUGAGACCAUUGCAGGCAUCAUCGUGAACAUUGUGCAGACAUACGACAUCGCUGUGGUGCAGGAGGUCCGUGACUCUGAUCAGAGUGCCAUCAGGAAACUGAUGGACCAGCUCAACAGGGCAUCUCUGCAGCCAUACAGCUACGUGGUCAGCGAGCCCCUGGGCCAGACCUCCUACAAGGAGCAGUACCUCUUCAUUUACAGGACGGAUAUGGUGUCGGUGGUGGACAGUUACUACUAUGAUGAUGGCUGUGAGCCCUGCGGGAACGACACCUUCAGCAGGGAGCCCUUCAUCGUGAAGUUCUCCUCCCCCUACACAGAGGUGCAGGAGUUUGUCCUGGUGCCCCUGCAUACACCCCCCAGCGAGGCUGUGGCAGAGAUCGACGCCCUCUACGAUGUCUACUUAGAUGUCAUUGACAAGUGGGGGACUGACAACAUCCUUUUCCUGGGAGACUUCAACGCCGACUGCUCCUACGUUGGGCCACAGGACUGGCCUUCAAUCCGCCUGCGAACCAGCGACGCCUUCCAGUGGCUCAUCCCGGACAGUGCAGACACCACCGUGUCGUACACAGACUGCGCCUACGACCGGAUCGUGGCGAGUGGCUCUGAGCUGCAGCGCUGUAUGGUGGCCAGAUCUGCCAAGGUCAACAACUUCCAGGAGACUUUCCACCUGCAGCGCGAGGAUGCCCUUGCCGUCAGCGACCAUUUCCCGGUGGAAGUGACUCUGAGGGCUCGCUGAGGCUCACCUGCUCCUGCCUUGCUCCAUCCCCUGCUAAGCCAGGAGAAGUAGCUACCAGCAAAGCAACUUCUACCACAUUCAUAGUCCCUUUGGCUGCUGCUGGCUGCAGCACCAACGCCUUCAGACGAGCUCCCAAGACUGAACCUCAGCAUCUACGAUUAUAGCCAAAUACCAGCCUCCUGGCAUCUACCUGCUGCUCCUGGCACAUCCUCAUGGCUGGUCACAAACCCAUCUCUCUAGGUGCUGCAUCGAAUGGCCCACCAGUGUCACUUACUGGGUACUUGGAUAACUGGCACAUCCAUGCCAUGCCAUUGGGAGAUUCGUUCAUGCAAUGUAGUUAGUAAGCUUUGAAAUCUUUGGUCUCGGGGCAUCCUGGAGUGUUAUGCUGGGCAACAGGGCUGGGGGGGAGCUGAUUUUGUGGCCAAUGGGUAUGUGCAAUUGUCAAGGCUCCUUCCCCUCUCUGAACUUUAGGAUACAGAUGUGGGGGCCUGCAUGAAAACUUCUAAGCUUAACUACCAGCUUAGAUCUGGUUCGCUGCCACCACUCCCAAUGUGCUAAUUCCCUUCCCUGGGUAGCCUUGAGAGACUCUUCACCAAUUCCCUGGUGAAUACAGAUCCAAGCCCCUUGGAUCUUAAAACAAGGAGAAAUUAACCAUCCCCCCUCCUUUCUCCCACCAACUCCUGGUGGAUCAAGAUCCAACCCCCUUGGAUCUAAAAACAAGGAAAAAUCAAUCAGGUUCUUAAAAAGAAGGCUUUUAAUUAAAGAAAAAGGUAAAAAUCAUCUCUGUAAAAUCAGGAUGGAAAAUAACUUUACAGGGUAAUCAAACUUAAAGAGCCCAGAGGACCCCCCUCUAGCCUUAGGUUCAAAGUUACAGCAAACAGAGAUAAACACCCUAGUAAAAGGUACAUUUACAAGUUGAGAAAACAAAGAUAAAACUACCACGCCUUGCCUGGCUGUACUUACAAGUUUGAAAUAUGAGAGACUUGUUCAGAAAGAUUUGGAGAGCCUGGAUUGAUGUCUUAGUCCCAAGAGCAAACUCCACCAAAACAAAGAGCACAAACAAAAGCCUUCCCCCCACCAAGAUUUGUAAGUAUCUUGUCCCUUUAUUGGUCCUUUGGGUCAGGUGUCAGCCAGGUUACCUGAGCUUCUUAACCCUUUACAAGUAAAAGGAUUUUGGUGUCUCUGGCCAGGAGGGAUUAUAGUAUGGUACACAGGAGGGCUGUUACCCUUCCCUUUAUAGUUAUGACAGCAAUUAACAUAGAAUGAAUGAGGAGCAGUUUUAUAAAUGCUUGAUUGGCUAGAGGUCAACUCUCAAGUCGCGUGAUAUCUGCUGUUUUUCAUAAAGCCCUAGCUCUUGGAGUCAUGUGA